Messenger RNA from Sesamum indicum (sesame), 1087 nucleotides. RefSeq lists its product as uncharacterized. The record is from RefSeq and is a predicted model, not a curated record. Lineage: Eukaryota; Viridiplantae; Streptophyta; Magnoliopsida; Lamiales; Pedaliaceae.
CGCACACAGAGACAGACUUAGCAGUCACCCAAUCUCUCCCUCCCUCUAUCUCUAGAAACCGCUCUCCGUUUCUCUCUCUUCACUUCCAUAAUCUGAUGGCCAUGUCCCGGUUUUUAUCCCAAUCCCUAUCCCGCGCUUCUCUCCGCCCGCCAACAGCCCUAAUCAGCCACCACCGCCACCGUUCCAACAAAACUCACCAAGCCCAGCUCAUCGAGGUGGACCUCGACGCUGCGUCUUCAUCGCAGCCCGAUUCGACGGAGGCCUCCGCUGAGGUCAUCACUGUCGGCAUCAAGAAGCUCGAGGAAGCCAUCCAUAGCAUCAUCGUACGCCGCGCAGCUCCCGAUUGGCUCCCCUUCCUUCCGGGAUACUCCUACUGGGUCCCACCACGCGCUACAUCAAUGCGCAACCACCCCGCAGGCAGCAUGAUUGAGGUAAUCGGGAAGUUAACUGCUUCUGGUACGACGAGGAAUCGGCGGAUACAGAACGACUUGUUGUCGGAGGAUGAACAGAUGUCCCUUACGUCUGCAAAAGGCUGGCCUUCCUCCGCUGUUUUCAUUGAAGGUACGUCACCCAUACAUCCAAUUCCAAUGGUGGAAAUGGAGGUGAAAAUUCAAGAUAAUGAAGACACUGCAGAUGAUACAUCUAACUCUGAGGAUGAGGAAGGUUGAACCUCAACCUCAGUUAUAAAAUGGAGUGACGACCCUUGUAGAUAUCCAAAGCAUGGCAAAGGUAGAAGGAGUAACUGAACAUCGAGGGCAAAAAAGAGCCACUGAGCAAGCCGAUAAAUGUAUCAUAUGGAUCGUUGGUGGAACUUGAUAUGAAGUUCAUUUCAUGUGGUUCACUUAAACAUGUUUGCUCGGCAUCUUAUUCUGCCUGACCAAAGAAUGUAUAUUCUGAGAUUAUGUUGUUUUAGUCAUAGUUGUAGUUUCUCUCGCUCUCAAAUAAUCAAUAAGCUGAGAUAGUAAUUUAUACGCUAUUUUUUCUUACUGAUGGUCGAAUCUUCCGCGUGAUUUAAUGUAUUCUGGGUGAUAGCACAGAACAAAGCUGGAAUGCCCAGAUAGAAUACAAACGAGUCCAUUCAGAAAUC